GCGGAAUAGCAACCAACUUGGUUCCAUUUACAUUUUGUUAACUAAUUUUGAAUCGUUCUUUUUGUUUUGAUUUUAUAAAUGACGAUAACAACAGACGAUGCGUGGCAGGACUUAGUUGGCAUCAGCGCCGAUCCGCCUGACAUGCGGGACAAGUGCGAGCAGUGCAAACGACCCGCCGUAGUCUGCUGGUGCUCCGCCUUACCUCAGCCUCCCGUUUCGGUGGCCUCACAAAUUGUGAUACUACAACAUCCUGCCGAGGAGAAGCGAUCGCUGCGCACAGCUCUAAUGCUGCAACUGGGACUGCAGCCCGGCAAAUGCGUUGUUUACAAGGGCAAGCGAUUUCCCAAUACCCGUCACAGUGCGGAUCUGCAGCGGGUACUGGACUCACCCCAGACGUUACUCUUGUAUCCCAGCAAAGACUCAGUGCCAUUGGAGGAAAUCGAUCGUAGUGCUGGACCCUAUACACUGGUGCUCAUAGAUGGCACCUGGCCACAAGCGAAGGCGAUCUAUGCCAGCAGUCCGGCACUGCAUCGCUUGCGCCAGGUCAAACUCAUUGCAGUGGGAAUCAGCGACUACAUUAUUCGUACACAGCCCACUGAGGGCUGUCUAAGCACGCUGGAGACGGCGGCUCAAUGUCUAGCUGUGCUGGAAUCGCAUCCUGAACUGCGUCAGUCUUUGGUGCGUCCACUACAUGCACUGUGCAAAUACCAGCUGGACAAUGGAGCCGUCGAGCAUCAGUCCAAGGAGUUUCUGUUGAAAACCAAUCAAUACCCUAAACCAAUUGGCAAGCGGCUGAGUCGUCUGUUAAACAAUACGGUAUGUGGCAGUGCCACCCCUUUGGAGCAGCAAGCCGUUACCCAAGAGUCUUGAUUAAAUAGUCAUUAAAUAGUUAAUACUCUGUGCCCGGCCGUGGCUAUAUAAGUAUAUAUAUUUAGUAACAUUCUAUAAACUAUUUGUAAUUUUCUACACAA
Drosophila innubila is the source of this 971-nucleotide messenger RNA. It is a transcript of the gene Dtwd2, whose product is annotated as DTW domain-containing protein 2. The record is from RefSeq and is a predicted model, not a curated record. The transcript has 2 exons. The coding region runs from base 79 to 870 and encodes 263 amino acids. Lineage: Eukaryota; Metazoa; Arthropoda; Insecta; Diptera; Drosophilidae.